GGAGCGCGGCGGGGCCUCCCUGGGCAGGGGGCGUCGCGGCUUCCAAGAGCGGAAGGCGUGGGGUGGCGUCGGCCGGGCGUGCCGGGCCUGGCCCCGCCUUCCUGGCCCCGACGCACCUGCGGACUCGCGGUCCCCGUGGUCCUCACCUGAGCGCAAGCAGGCUUCCCAGGGGAUUCCCCAGACCGCGCCUCGCCGCCAGGACGGGAGGGGGCGGCAGGGCCCCCAGCCCCGCCAGGGCAGGACAAGUCACAGAAGAUUGACGACCUGAUGGACGUGGUGGCGAGGCUGCAGAAAGGUCCUGUGUCCCGUGGUCAGGGGCUCGGCCUGGUGGGGAGCCUGGAGCCCCGAGUCGAGGUCCUGAUUAACCGCAUUAAUGAGGUUCAGCAAGCCAAAAAGAAAGCCAGCGAGGAGCUGGGGGAAGCCCGGACUGUGUGGGAAGCCCUGCAGAAGGAACUGGAUGUGUUGCAUGGAGAGAAAGCACGUGUGCAGGAGAUCCUGAACAAAAAGCAAGAGACCCUGAGGAUCCUCCGGCUGCACUGCCAGGAGAAGGAGAGUGAGGCACAGAGGAAGCACACCCUGUUGCAGGAGUACAAGGAGAGAAUUUUCGUCCUGACCUCCCAGAUUGAGGACGAGAAGAACAAACAGAGGCAGCUGAGGUUGAAUUUCGAGGAACAGUUGGAGGAGCUGAUGGGCCAGCACAAGGACCUGUGGGAGUCCCACUUUGAUGAAGAGGACGUCCACGGACACACCUGGGACCGUGACGGGCGCAGGCAGAUGGGGGGGGACCGACGCAGCCGGUGGUCUCAGGCACCAAACAGGAAACCAGAGAAUGAAAGCAGGGAAGGGUUGAAGGCCGGAGCGACUGGCGAGGGAGCUCUGCACCCUGGACAGCAGCAAGGAGCAGCUCCUCAAGGAAGAGGAGCUGGUCGGGGUGAAGCUGCAGGACGUGAAGCGGCAGCUGUGCUCCCUGUGUGGCGCCGAGGGGCCCGCCACUGUCCCCGAGGGACUCUUUCUCCGCAGCCAGGAGGCCGCAACAGCCGUGCAGCUGUUCCAGGAAGAGCACAGCAAGGCCGAGGAGCUCCUGGAGGCCAGUGCCCGGCGUCACCAGCAGCUGCAGCUGAAGUGCCAGCAGCUGCGGCAGAGGCGGCAGAGGCUGAAGGAGGAGCUGGAAAAGCAUGGCGGUCAAGUCCCUGCGGAGACCCAGAGCGGGCAGGAGCAGGGGGCUGCUCCAGGAGAGGGGGCCAUUCCCAAACCUGGAGAAGUCCGUGAGGAGACCGCCCUGGCGCCGUCCGUGGAGCAGGGCCUGGUGCCCGCCUAGACCAGGAAGACACAGCACACCCCACCUCUGAACCUGUCCCAGGGGGCGACGGAAAUAAAGGAGAGAAUUUGAUACAA
Messenger RNA from Oryctolagus cuniculus (rabbit), 1395 nucleotides. The record is from RefSeq and is a predicted model, not a curated record. NCBI's taxonomy places the organism in Eukaryota, Metazoa, Chordata, Mammalia, Lagomorpha, Leporidae.